ACCCUCAACAUGGAUCACAACAAGAUCUGCGAAAUUCCUCCAAACAUCCUCUCUCAGAGCGAGUGCUUGAUCAAACUUAACCUACGCGACAAUGAGAUUGAAACUCUUAUACCAGAAGACUUACACACAUGGGAUCAACUGGUUGAACUCGAUCUCGGCUCGAACCAUCUCUCUACCCUGCCGCCCGAAAUUAAAGCCCUCAAGGCGCUUGAAGUCUUUCGCCUAGGAUAUAAUCAGUUAAAGUCCCUUCCGCAAGAGAUCGGUUGCCUUAAGGCACUCCGCAUUCUGGAUUUAGAAUCCAAUCAACUCGACGCCCUACCUCCGAGUAUCGGCCUUUUAACCAACCUGGAGGAACUCAAUGUCGGUUGCAACCGGCUUACAACUUUCCCCAGCACCAUUGGGUUCGUCUCCUCUUUGAUUUUUAUGUUCUCCCAAUCGUCUCCUCUCCUCCCCUCAUCUCUAACUCUUUCUUAUACCCCGUUUCCGCCUUCGCCUCCUUCCCCCUCCCUGGUAUCUUUUAUUUUUUUCCAGUAG
Molecule: messenger RNA, 534 nt
Organism: Dibothriocephalus latus
Lineage: Eukaryota; Metazoa; Platyhelminthes; Cestoda; Diphyllobothriidea; Diphyllobothriidae
Source: the annotation of a GenBank genome assembly